Coturnix japonica (Japanese quail) is the source of this 3604-nucleotide messenger RNA. RefSeq names its product NIPA like domain containing 3 (gene NIPAL3). Gene Ontology annotation, molecular function: magnesium ion transmembrane transporter activity. NCBI's taxonomy places the organism in Eukaryota, Metazoa, Chordata, Aves, Galliformes, Phasianidae. Gene Ontology annotation, biological process: magnesium ion transport. Gene Ontology annotation, cellular component: membrane. The record is from RefSeq and is a predicted model, not a curated record.
CCCUCCGCCGUGCGGCCCUGUUGUGGCGGCGCUGUGGUUCCGCUGCGCGGGGCUGCGCUGCAGCCUCGUCCCGGCCGCUGUCGGGCGCUGCUGCUGUCACAGCUUCUCCCUGGGCCGGGCGCUUCUCUCCGCCUCAGCUGAGCGGGGCCGCCGGUGUCCUCUUGGAGGAAUAUGAUGUUGCUGCUCCACUGACUUGCUAGAAAUAUUGGCUUAUCCGUGCCUCUGCCUGUGGUGCCUGACCUUUCUCAAUGUAAUCCAGCAGAGGAAGAAAAGUAGCCAAGCUGCAGAGAAUUUUCAGCAAGCAAAGCAGGAUGGAUGGGAAGAAGUGGUACCAAGUCACAAAUGACGUGGCUUCAGCAGAGUUCAAGCCUCUUUAAAGAGUUCUGUCAUCCAGGAGGCUGAAAAACACUCCAAUAAACAAAAAUGGAAGGAGCCAACAGUCCAAACGUGCGACUUCAGCAAAUCCCACUGGCUACAGCGGUGGUUUCUGUGCAGCCACACACAGACGCCUUUUCUUAUAAGGAGAACUUGAUUGGUGCAUUACUAGCUAUUUUUGGGCAUCUUGUUAUCAGUAUUGCACUCAACCUUCAGAAAUACAGUCAUAUCCGGUUGGCAGGUUCCAAAGAUCCCCGAGCCUAUUUCAAAACCAAGACAUGGUGGUGUGGACUUUUUCUGCUGGUUCUGGGAGAGCUGGGAGUGUUUUCUUCUUAUGCCUUUGCUCCUCUUUCGCUGAUUGUGCCUCUCAGUGCAGUGUCUGUUAUAGCUAGUGCAAUCAUAGGAAUUAUAUUUAUUAAAGAAAAGUGGAAGCCCAAAGAAUUUUUGAGGCGAUAUGUUUUGUCCUUUGUAGGCUGUGGUUUGGCAAUUGUUGGAACAUAUCUGCUGAUUACAUUUGGACCUAAUAGUCAUGAGAAGAUGACAGGAGAAAAUAUCACUAGGCAUUUAGUGAGCUGGCCAUUUCUGUUGUAUAUGCUUGUGGAGAUCAUCAUAUUCUGCCUCCUACUAUAUUUUUACAAGGAGAAAAAUGCAAACUACAUUGUAAUUAUUCUCCUGUUGGUAGCUUUGCUGGGUUCCAUGACUGUUGUGACAGUGAAGGCUGUGGCAGGCAUGAUUGUUGUCUCAAUACAAGGAAACCUCCAACUCAACUACCCAAUAUUUUAUAUCAUGUUGGUGUGCAUGAUUGCUACAGCAGUAUUUCAAGCAACAUUUUUAGCUCAAGCUUCACAGCUCUAUGACUCAUCUCAGAUUGCAAGCAUUGGAUACAUCUUGUCCACAACAGUAGCUAUUACAGCAGGAGCAACUUUCUACCUGGAUUUCACUGGUGAAGAUGUUCUUCAUAUAUGUAUGUUUGCACUUGGAUGCCUCAUAGCAUUUCUAGGUGUAUUCCUGAUCACAAGAAAUAGGAAGAAAUCUGUACCAUUUGAACCUUAUAUAUCAAUGGAUGCUAUGCCAGGCAUGCAAAACAUGCAUGACAAAGGGAUUGCAGUUCAGCCUGACCUCAAAGCUUCCUUUUCCUAUGGUGCCCUAGAGAACAAUGACAACAUGCCAGAAAUUUAUACACCAGCUACGCUGCCAAUAGUGCAGGAGCAACAUGGUUCCAGAGGAGUUUCUGCUCCACCAUACCGGGUGCUAGAGCACAGCAAAAAGGAGUGAAUGACCUUUAAGGAACUGAUUUGACUCAUCAGAAGUAUGACCUUUAUUUAUUUACGUGAUUAAAAUAUAGGCAAGUGUUGAGCUGACUUUGGUAUUGUUAAAGUUUGUCUCAAACUUAACUUUUAAGACUGAUUAUUAAAAUAAACAAUUCUCUGUAGUUAUGAAACUGAAAACAUUCCUCUUAGCAUGAGUAAAUCACAGUCCUCUGUUGAAGGCUGCUAUCUGGAGGGCUUGAAAUACUGAAUACAGUAUCAUGGCUUUAGGAAACUACUGAAAUAGCAGACACAGUGAGAACGCAGAGCUGUGGGAAGAGAAGUAACCGUGCAAUUUUUAGCCCUGCUGGGAGAGGGUUUAUUUCCAAAUCGAGGUUUUCAGGAGUUGUUCACAGUGAGGAGGGAAGGAUUUAAUCUUUUACACAGGGAGACUGAUGGGUUUUUAGAACAGUUGUGAGUCCUCAUGUUUCUAAUGUAACUGCCAUGCUACCUUAACAUGGCAAUAAAAUCUAAUUGUUUUCAAGCACGAAUACUGAAACUUACCAUGUAUUCCUGGGCUUUUCUUGUACAGCCAUUCUUUAGCUUGUGUUGAAUGUAUGCACUGAGCAUGUUAAUCUUUAUCUAGUACCCACUGCUUGAUUACAUGGCAGUUUAGAACAAAGGCUGUUUGACAUUUCUCUGGUUUCACAGAAACAGCUUCAAGUUGAAUUAAAGGGUGCAGGGACAACACUGUAGUCAUAUGACUGGAAGAAUAUUUUAGUUGGUCUUGAUGAGAUUCCAGUUCUUUACCAUUUUUAUUUUCUCUCUGUAGUUGAGAUAGCGUUCCCAACUUUGUUUAAUAGUUUUAAAUGCUUAAAUAUGUCAGUGUUCCUUUGGCAGCAUUAAAAAGUUAAGAUGCUGUAGGUAGGGGUGCUGUUUUGUGCUCCUUUAUUCUAAGAAGCAAAAGAGGUACUGCCCUCAUACUGUGAAUGACCUAGUAGGAAAAAUGAGCAUGCACAGUCCAGCACUCAGUGAGAACUGCCAGAAUAAUGAAGCAUUGUGUACUUAAGAUAUUUAUCUUUCCAGCUUCCAUGAGAUGGCAGUAAACUGAUAUAAAGGGAGGACACAGGGGAGUAAACCAGUUAAGAGUAGGGGAAGAAGCGCAACAUUUACAAGAGUAUGCAAGUGUUUUGAUAGCAUCUUCUCUAAAAGCAAUCAUUUUACUGGGAAACAAAAUUUUAAGUCUAUUUUGUUAUAUCUUGGGCUGUAUGCAUAGGAAGGUGUCUCUGUGACCUUAGAAGACUUAAUUUGAAAUGAAUAGUGAAUGUGUUUUGGGCAUUUUUAAAGGCUGAGGUGACAAUGGCCAUGCCUGGGAUUGCAGCAGCCAUUUACGACUAAACUGCCCCUAAAUAUUUGAAGUAGAGCUGCAUGCCGUGUGCUAAUCUUUUUUGCAGCAUGGAAAGUAACCUGUUCCUGUAAAGCACAUAAUUUAACACACGGAAUAUCAAAGCUUCAGCUGAUCCACAGACAGGUAGUGUGCUGUAAACUGUGGAGCAUAGCUAGAUUUCCAAAUGCACAGCAUCUUGUUUGAAAUCAAACACUGAAAAGACAUGCAAAUAAUCCACCUGACUGCUGUCUCCAGUAUGGAUUGAGCAAAAUAAGUCCUUGACUCCUGGCUUCUUUAUCAAAUGUGAACUGACUUUUGUUGCCUUUACACUGUGCAGCUUCGCAGUGCACCAGCGCACUUAGUAUGUUCUCACUGUAUAUCUUGCAUAUAGCUUUAUGCUGUGGCAUACAGCUGCAGUGUUGACUGAAUGUACAAAGUGUUCAUAUGAUAAUGUGUGUAUAAAUGUGGCUUUACAGUGUUGAACCCUGAGGAUGACUGCUUAAUUUUUUUGUAAGCAGUGUUGCAUUUCUGUUUAAUUCUGUCUUUUUGAUGACAACUCUGGAAAUUUAACAGUAAAAGAUUCUGGUAAAACCUA